Molecule: messenger RNA, 2508 nt
Organism: Xiphophorus couchianus (Monterrey platyfish)
Lineage: Eukaryota; Metazoa; Chordata; Actinopteri; Cyprinodontiformes; Poeciliidae
Exons: 3
Coding region: 710-2197 (495 amino acids)
Source: RefSeq, a predicted model, not a curated record
UCUUUCUUACAAAAACUCCCCGUCCAACUUGAAGAAACACAUCGAGGUAACUUCUUAUGAAAUGGUUAUAAUCCUCCUGUUUCAGUAACUAUAGCUUGGUCACUAGGCACUACUGUGAAAUCUUGAGCAUAACGUUACCUGUAUAAAUGAACUUUGUUUGGCAUUGUUUCAGUUCCACACGUGGUGUAUUUAGCUUAGGCCUAAUGUUGACUGUAUCAGGCUACCUAGACUCCUCUGUUCAAGGGGGGACAGAAGCCAUAGCGAUAGCAAUUUAGACUAAAUUUAACGAAUAUAGGAAAGGCAUGCAAGUUCAAAACCACAAACCAUUAACAUGUGCUACUCUUUAAAACUGGAACAAACUUUGUGUGUGCUUCUGCUGUCUUAACAAAGCCAAGGUUAGCCGACCUUGCAGUCGCCACAAUAGCUACGUUUACAUGGUGGCCAAUGUUCAAUACCAACCAGUUUACUUAAAUAACAUUGUACUAGAUUAAGUGUGUUUUGUUUGCAUUUAUGUUGCAACCUAAGGAAAUUAGUGUUUGUAACUGAUGUGUGGGUCAAUUUGUGUCCAUUUUUUUUUUUUUUGGUCUUUCAGAGAAAGCAUCCGCACCAUGUUCAGAAAUACAUUGAACUGACCACAGCAAAGCGCAAAAGGGCCAGUGGACCACCCACCCCCGCCAGCAAGCAGACCACAUUGACUCACACCUUGGCCAUGACUCCUCAGAAGAGUGUUGAGAAGGCCAUUGUCAAAUAUAUUGUACAUGGGCUGCGGCCCUUCUCGGUAGUCGAGCAGGAGCCAUUCGGAGAAUUCAUCAAGGACCUUGUCCCUAAUGCCAAGAUGCUGUCACGGGUGACGCUCGCAUCCAAGAUCGAAGAUGGCUUUAACGAAAUGAAGGCUGUGCUGAUUGAAGCAAUGAAGGGGGUCGACUACGUAGCUACUACUACUGAUUGCUGGUCAGUGAGAAGGCGAGGGUUCAUUGGCGUUACGGCACACUGGAUCGACCCGGAUAAUCUUGAGAGAUGUUCAGCAGCCUUGGCAUGCCGACAGCUGAGGGGAUCCCACACUUUUGAUCUCUUGGCCAAUGCGUUGAAUGACAUCCACGCAGAAUUUGAAAUCAGAGGCAAGAUUGUGAGGACAACCACUGACAAUGGUGCAAACUUUGUGAAGGCUUUUCGAGUGUUUGGGGAGGACGAAAACAACAGUGAAGAGGGAGUUGAAGCUGAAGCGCAGUCUGAAGAUGAAGGAGAUACUGGGGUGCCUGAGGAAGAUGUGGAGUACAUUGACACUGCAGCUCUGCUGCAUGAAGAUGAUGGGUUUGAAUUCCAGCUGCCAAGACACCAACGCUGUGCUUGUCAUAUUCUAAACCUCAUCGCCAGUGAAGACUCCACAAAUGCAAACUCCAGUGAUGCGUACAAGAAGCUGCACCAUGCAACGUUUGCUAAGUGUUAUGGCCUGUGGAACAAAUGUGGAAGAUCCACACUUGCAGCAGAGAUGGUUGAGGAUGUCUGUUCUCUUCAACUUUUAAGGCCAAAUAAAACAAGGUGGAACUCGUUGUUCAUGGCCGUGGAACGUCUACUCAGGAUUUGUAAAGAGAAGGGAGAGGGAACCUUAAGAGCUAUUGCCACCGACCUGAAGGUCCCAAUGUUCAACCCAGCCGAACUCGCAUUUCUCACGGAGUAUGCUGCUGUAAUGAGCCCUGUCGCCCAGGCAACCAACAUACUGCAAGCAGAAACCAACACACAAAUGGGUUGGCUACUUCCGACAAUUCACCUGCUGCAGAUUAAGCUCGACAAAGUCAAGUUGCAGCUGAAGUACUGCAGGCCUCUUGUUGAUUCUUUACAGUCUGGAAUUCAGAACCGAUUCUUGCACAUGUUCAAGGAUGCCGAGCUGGUUGCAGCUGCAAUUCUUCUUCCCAAAUUCCGAACAACAUGGACGAAGGACGAUGCCACCAUUAAAAUGGGAAUUGAUUACAUCAAGCAGCAUCUCGAGGAUCCCUCCAUGCAGCCUGGUGAUGCGACCAGGUCGAGUUCUUCGGAUGAAGAUGACUUCUUCUCGUCUCUGCAAGCAUCAAAGACCCAAGAUGGCGCCAAACAAUUUGAUGCCUACCUGUCCUGCUCAGCUGACCACAUGGAUUUGCUUAGGUCCUUUCCUGCUGUCUAUCAAGCUCAACACGCCCCUCCCAGCAUCUGCAGCAUGUGAACGGCUGUUCAGCAUAGCAGGUCUUGUGUUCAGCCCACGAAGAGUACGGCUAAAUUCUAGGCACUUUGAAAGCCAGCUGCUUUUGAAGAUGAACAGAAGGUUUUACAGUUUCAAGUGAUAAUGGGGUUUUGUGCAAGGAUGACCACAAGGGAGGUUGAGAUUUGGAGGGGAAGAAAAAAAGUCGAGGGCAAAAGUGUGGGGAUGGGAUGAGGGGCUUGUGUUUAAGAUUUAGUUAAGUGACAAGUUUACCAAAAUAUUUAAAAAAAGUCAUUCAAACUGCAUUUGCCUCGUUUUACUUUUUACUUGUACUU